This is a messenger RNA of Seminavis robusta, 3251 nucleotides long. The record is from the annotation of a GenBank genome assembly. Lineage: Eukaryota; Bacillariophyta; Bacillariophyceae; Naviculales; Naviculaceae.
CAACAAUCGAUUUACCAUGCCCAGAUGGAUGGUCUCAGAGUCUCAGAGCAGUCUAUAGAGUGGGUAGUGGGGUAAAAUAUUAAUUUUAAGCAAUCAAAAUAUCGCUUCAUCCCCCAGCCUGUAUCAGACAGCGUCUGAAACGAUGGGAGACUUUAAAUUCUUCCAAGUUCCAACCUUCCAAGUUCAAAGGCAAAUCGUUUAAUAAAGGCCAGUCAUACCGGUACAGUGUCAUACUACUGGAUAGCGGUACAUGCAUGUACCACCGACCUGGAGUCGAGCCAAUAAACCACUUUUACUUCAAGCCUCGCCAGUUACUACCAGAAGGCCAACACUUCCGAUGGUAUUUAUUUAAUUGACCUACUGGAAUGAACCAUCUUUCUUCUAUCUUCCGUGUUGAGGGCAGUAGGGAGUUACGUUGCACUUUUUCAGUGGAUGAAGGAGGCAUGUCUGAUCGUCCUUUCUGGUCUUUGAGCCUAAGACGAGGCACGUAGACACUGUUUUUCAAUUAUUGCCAAUCGGAGUUCAUGGUCAUCCUUGGCUGUUCCUAUCUAAUAAUAAUUGAGCAUUGUACGAUCAUCCACAUGUAUGUAGCUCUUGAAAGAAUGCCAAUGGGAAACAGUUUCAGAGCUGUUUCAGAUGCUACGGUAUCGGUACAGUUGCAACGGUACAUAAUAUACAUCGUCUAAUAAUUCGUUAGACGUUUGAUACCGCCGUAACUUUUUAGAUUAUGGUUCAUUCGUCUUAGUUUGGUGGAUUGAUAAAAGUCUCACAAACUAGACUAACUGGCUGCUACUGGUGCAACAAGACUUCCAGACUGCAUCGUUGAAGAAGGUCCAGGUGCAUAGAUUGAAACUACCCAUAGUUUCUAACGAUAGCUCAAAGUUGUUUUAAAAGUUUGCAGACCAUGAAGGUUGUCCCGCCGUCAUCCCCCCAGGAGGUCGAAGCACCCAAUCUAUUUCGUAUUUUUUCCAAGUCCAAGAUCGUCGUCGACAUGACGACACCCAAGCGACUCGGUAGUGCGCCCACUUUGAGCAAAUAUUCCGGCAUUUCGAGUGCCGUCGUGUCCUGCCCGCAGCGCAAUGCCACGUUCAAGGCGGCCCGCCAUGUACAAGUCAAGAAAAAGGAACCCGAUGCGCGUAAAUUGGCCCAUGCCACCUUUGUGGAUGAGCAACACAAGCUGCUGAAAGGCUUUGAGGAAUUGACCAUGAAGCUACGAAACGAUAUGCCGCACCCGCCUGUAUCCAACAAAGAUUCCUCCAUCAACGAAAAACAAGACAGUAAUAAUAAGGAAAAGACGACAAAGACCUCGCGAAGACGCAGGUCCCGGUCGGGCAGACGGACACUGACUGACGAUGAGAAAGAUGGAAAACACGCAACAACAAGGAGAAGGAAAAAGGGAAGCAGCAACAACAAGUCAUCAUCCACCAUUCCUCCCAAAACAGACUCCAGCGGUAGCGACAAGUCGUCCAAGCAACCACCCAACUCUCGUCACAAGGCCAUGCGCCGUUGCACCAGUCAUGGAGGUCUCAAUAUUGCGGAACUGUACAGCAGCAACGGCAAACAGGAUCCCAUGAGACGGACUCAAUCCCUGGAAUACGAAAACGAUGGGGAGAAGAAACGCAGGCGAUCUAGCAGCGCCAAGUCUCUCAUCAAGAGAGUGAACAGUACUACGAACAGUAGUAGAACUACUUCUCCGAAACGAGUGGCGGACCUCGAGGAACUCUACGCCCAGAGACGGAAUCAAUCCCGGGACGAGGACAAACCACGCAGGAGGUCCAGCAGCGCAAGCAAGGCUCUCAAGAGAGUGGACAGCAGUACUGCUUCUCCAAAGCGAGUGGCAGACCUCGAGGAACUGUACGCCCAGAGACGACAUCAGGACGAAAAGAAUGGUGACAACAAACCACGCAAGAGGUCGAGCAGCGCAAAGGGUCUCAAGAGAGUGGACAGUACAUGUUCGAACAGUAGUGCUCUGAAGAAAGUGGACAGCGAUGUCAGGCUUCGUCGUCAUCGUUGGCAAGCCACUCAUUCCAAACGAAAUGUCAUGGAAGAUGAGCAGGAUGCUACUAAAGAAGAAAAGGAUCAGUCUCCUGAUCCCUCUACGAAACAACCCGUUCGAACGACGGAUAUUUCGUUGGCGGCGUCGUCAGACCACAAAGCAAAUAGUGGUGGUGGUGAAAGCGUCAGCACAAAGACAGCCCACAAGCCCCGACGUCGAAGGUCUCUUGGUUCCAGUAUUCUCUGUACUGGAAAUGCCACCGCCGGUGGAGCACGGACCCGACGAUGCCGCCGUUCGUCCACAGUGGGAAAUGUCCAGCUUCGUCGCGCUCUGUUGGAUCAGGAGGGACGACAGUCCAGCAUAAGAGAUCUGGAAGAAGCUAUGAAACAGGAGCAGCAAGAAGCCCUAGACACCAGUCGAAAGAGCUUGCCAUCCCUGUUGAUGUCGUCGGAGCACCGUGAGGGUCACUGCUUGGAGGAGACAUCUCUCUGCCCGGAUGCUGCCGGAAAUCCUAAUCAUGAUGACGUCGCGUUGGCUUCCUUGGAGCGCCGAUCCAAUCUCUCGAGGAGGAGUCUCUGCUAUCAUCAAAGGUCUACCUCAUUGAGGUCAUUGCUGGUUGACCAGGAUGUUGCUACAGCUGGCAAUCAUCCUGAGGAUGACUCGUUGACUUCCUUGGAGCGCCGAUCCAAUCUCUCGAGGAGGAGUCUGAACUAUCAUCAACGGUCCACCUCGUUGAGGUCUUUGCUACCAACAGGAGCAGAGGACGGUGGUGACAACGACAACGACGACGACCCGACUCGAGGAGUGGAGACCGGCAGUAGCCUCUUGCACGCUUCGACGUCGUCGUCUCGUCGAUCGAAACGAGACUCUGCUGCUGAUAGUGGUAGCCUCUUGCACGCUUCGAUGUCGUCACGUCGAUCCAAACGAGACUCUGCUGCUGAGGAUAAUAAGUUUGACUCGUUGGUGCAAGCGGCGUUGAAUGAAAGUUUCAACAGUUCCUGCAGUUCCACCGCAAGUUCCGUUGUGUCCACUGCUUCCUGUUCGUUUGUGUUUCCAAUGGUAAGGCAACCGCGCAGCAGUUUGGUGUCCAACAAGGAGGACGGCAAGAGCAACGGUAAUAAGGCCCUGCACAGCUAUUUGUAUGGCUCGAACGGUGGGGGCUUUGAUGAUUUGACGGAUUUUGACGAGGUUACUUUUGAUAAAUAAUUAAACUUCCGCUGUAAUGAUCGAAUGAUAACAUAACGAAUUCAUGACG